This is a messenger RNA of Olea europaea var. sylvestris, 849 nucleotides long. RefSeq names its product nuclear poly(A) polymerase 4-like. The coding region runs from base 499 to 849 and encodes 116 amino acids. The transcript is spliced from 3 exons. NCBI's taxonomy places the organism in Eukaryota, Viridiplantae, Streptophyta, Magnoliopsida, Lamiales, Oleaceae. The record is from RefSeq and is a predicted model, not a curated record. Gene Ontology annotation, molecular function: poly(A) RNA polymerase activity. Gene Ontology annotation, cellular component: nucleus.
CAGAAAUCAAUGAAUCGGUGGGCGAAUAAAACAGUAUUGUAAAACAAAUAUCUCUCCUAAUUAUAUUCUAAUUCCUUGUCCCACCGCUACUACAAUCUCGACUUACCAUCUUCCUCCACAAUCCCCACUCACGCACCCCCACCAAAUCUCCCUUUUCUUUCUACUUCUGGAUUUCUCUGUCAAUUCAAGAAUUAUAGGGCUUGGUUUUCGUUAGAUCUGUCAAUUUAAUUGCCCAAUUUUGAGUUUUUUCGUUUCAUUUUUUAAUUUUAUUUUCUGGGAUCCGUUGCUUUCGUGUUUGUUGAAUUCAUUAGGGUCUCAUUAUUUUGAGUGUGAUCUGGGUUUUAGUUUGUUGAAAUUCUGGGAAAAUAAAUUAUUUCUGAGGCCGAAAGUUAGGGUUUUAUGCAAAGUCAAUUAUUAUGUUUUGGGGUUGGAUUAUGUUUUUUUGUUUGAUUAAGAGUUAGGUUAGGGUUUUGUUUGAAGAUAUAGCGUUGAGGAGAGAUGGUGGGAUCGGAUGGCUUGAAUGUUUCGCCUUCCCCGUCGCAGCAGAAGGAAAAGCAGUUGCCGAAUCAGUGGGGAGUGACGAAACCUUUGUCGCGAGCGGGACCCUUGGAGUUGGAUAUUCAGAGAAGCAAGGAGUUGGAGAAGUUUUUGGUGGAUGCGGGACUAUAUGAAAGUGCAGAAGAAGCUGCAAAGAGAGAAGAGGUUCUGUGUCGACUAAAACAGAUUGUAAAAGACUGGGUGAAAGAACUUACGCGCGUGAGGGGGUACACCGAUCAAAACCCUCAUGAUUCCUUCCCUGAUUUUCCAGAACUCCAUCUUUUUUUUAUCCCUAUUUUCAGCAUAAUUUGA